This is a messenger RNA of Solanum tuberosum (potato), 1104 nucleotides long. RefSeq names its product F-box protein At4g35733-like. Lineage: Eukaryota; Viridiplantae; Streptophyta; Magnoliopsida; Solanales; Solanaceae. Gene Ontology annotation, molecular function: protein binding. The transcript has a single exon. The record is from RefSeq and is a predicted model, not a curated record. Bases 1 to 1104 code for a protein of 367 amino acids.
AUGAGAAAAGGUACAGUGAAUUGGUCCGAACUUCCAUACGAUGUACUUGUUACGAUAGCGAAUCGUGUUACAUGUAUUGAUGAUUUCUUUGUAUUCGGUGCCGUUUGUAAAUCAUGGGGAACUGCUGCUACAAAAGAAAAUUUUGAUUUUUCAUCGCCACAAGUUCCGUUGCUUAUGUUGGCUGCUGAUGAAGGCAAUGAUUAUCGAGAAUUUUACUCUAUUUCCAAAAAGAAAGUUUCACACAGAGUUUUUCUCCCAGAAGCUAAAGGGAGAGUUUGUUUUUCAUCGUUCGGAUGGCUUUGUACAGUAGGAUAUAAAGGUACCAGAGAGAUGAAGUUAUUGCAACCUUUCUCACGUGCCCAAAUUCAACUUCCUCCUUGUACUAGCUUGAUAGAAUAUUCGGAAGAUGAAAACUAUGUGAUAAUCUAUAGAGUUGUGUUAUCUGCUAAUCCUUCGUUAACAUCCGACUAUGUUGUAAUGAUGUCUUAUAAUUGUAAGUUUAGACCUUAUUUGUCAUUCUGGCGACCUAGAAAUCUUUACUGGACCAAAAUUGAUAUUGAGGGAUGUGGUUCGCUCCAUGAUAUCCAAUACUUCAACGGACAGUUUUAUAUGCUCACUUAUGACGGAGUUUGGGUUAUUGAUAAUCAUGAUCAACCCUGCUUGCUUCUCAAGAAAAACUCUAAUUAUGAGACUACAUAUUGUCCAUACUAUACACGGUACUAUCUAGUCGAAGGAUCAGGUGCACUAUUAAUUGUUAAGCAAUUCUGUGAAAAUGGUAAAGUAGUUGGACACAUAGCUGGCGAAUAUGAAUUUCAAGUAUGGCAACUAGAUCUAAUCGAUGGAGAAGCAAAAGAGGUUAAAAUCUUGGGAGAUAGAGCAUUAUUUUUGGGGGGUACUGCUUCAACUUCAAUUGACCCUUCUAGGUUUGUAGGCGUGAAGCCUAAUCACAUCUAUUUUACUAAUGGGAGAGAGUUAAGCCUCAACAAACACAGUGGCAAAUAUAUGAGGGCUUACAAUCUUGAAGAUGGAAAAACUACAUUUUUUAAUCAUAACACUCAUGUUAGUCCUGUUUUCCCAUCAACUUGGGUUAUCCCGUUGUUCUAA